Messenger RNA from Durusdinium trenchii, 846 nucleotides. Lineage: Eukaryota; Dinophyceae; Suessiales; Symbiodiniaceae. The record is from the annotation of a GenBank genome assembly.
AUGGGCCUUGCGCUCUCGACGCAAUUUGAGCGAUGCCCUACUGGCACGCGGCUUCUGGCAGCUCUCUAUGGCAUUAGCUGUGGAGGUCCGCUGGUGCUAUCCUCUCUAGGCCUCCCAACUGAUGCAGCAGUUUGGAGACUCUUCCUUUGCUGUACAGCCAAUGUGCUCGGUCGCAGGAAUUUGGCACCAAUCAUCCUUUCUGUGCUAUAUCGGCCACUGGGCAGUGGACAGGAUGCCUUGCUGGCUCUCACAGAGCUACAGAUGGCAGUCUCCUUCCUUCCAGCACGAGAGCAAGAACUUGGCUCUCUGCGUUUUUUGCUUUGGCUUGGAAUGAACUCAGCUGGGAGCAACGUGCUGUUUCUCCUCUUCCUCAAGCUCUAUAGUAAACUUUCUGGAUACUGUGCGGAAUUCCGAUCGAAUCAAGGGCCGUGGAGCCUAGCUGUGAUUUGUUUAACCCUUCAAGCUUUGGAACAUCCGCACGUACGCACUAAUUUGCUGGGUCUGGUGGAGAUUUCACAGAAGUGGUACCCCUUGGCGAUUGGACUUUUGCUGUCAGCUCUUAAUGGCUCAGUGCAAUGGGAGACAUUUGCAGCUGUCCUUUUCGCUUAUAUUUGGCGGACUUUUCGCUUGGACAGAGCUUUACCAUCCAGCCACACAGCUGCGAAGCUGGAGGACCAGUUGCGGCUUCCAGGGCUGCUGGGCAUGCUUGGAGGCCAUUGGGUACCAGCGACAUCCAGGCCUCCCCGACAGCCGAGACAGCUGAGAGAGCCAAGAGACGCCGGCCGAAGAGUUGAACCAGCUGGCUUCCGACUCUUUGGUGGUCGAGGGCACCGCCUUAGUGAUUGA